This is a messenger RNA of Balaenoptera musculus (blue whale), 5048 nucleotides long. It is a transcript of the gene CDA, whose product is annotated as cytidine deaminase. Lineage: Eukaryota; Metazoa; Chordata; Mammalia; Artiodactyla; Balaenopteridae. Gene Ontology annotation, cellular component: cytosol. The transcript is spliced from 4 exons. Gene Ontology annotation, molecular function: cytidine deaminase activity; zinc ion binding. The record is from RefSeq and is a predicted model, not a curated record. Bases 539 to 979 code for a protein of 146 amino acids.
AAUCCUAGAAUGCAGGACAGAGAUGGUCACUAUCCCAACUGUACUGAUGAGGAAACUGACUCAGAAAGGCAAGUCAUGUGCCAACAGUUGUACAUAUGGGAAAUAGUGGAGCCAGGAUGCAAACUCAAUUCUUUUACCAGCAGCCCAAUGUCUAUUUUGCCAACAAUAACAACAAAAAGUGAGGCGUCCUGAGUAGAUGAUCUCAGAGGUUCCCUCCAGCUGAGAUCACAGUGGCACCCAUCCCCGACCCUCUCGCCCAUCAGCGUGUCAGCAGUGGGAGUCUCACCAAGGGAGAGUGUGAAGCACACGUGGACACAGUGGCAUCCUUCCACACUGGGACACACACCACACCCUCUGUCCCCAAACCAAGGGGGUCUCCUCUCCCUCACCUGGCCCCGCCCAGCAUCCCCAGAGGCACGUACCUGGGAGACUCUCGGCAGGGACACACCCCGGAGGAGGAGCUGCUGUCGCGGUGGGGCCCAGCCCACACUGGCUGGGAGCUCCCCUUCCGCUCCUCCGCGGGCCCCAGGGGACCGACAUGGCCCAGAAGAGUCCCAGCCCCGCCCUGGAGCCCGAGCACGUCCAGCGGCUGCUGCUCUCCUGCCGGGAGGCCAAGAAGUCCGCCUACUGCCCCUACAGUCGCUUCCCCGUGGGGGCCGCCCUCCUCACCGGGGACGGGAGGAUCUUCUCGGGGUGCAACAUAGAAAAUGCCUGCUACCCACUGGGCGUCUGUGCUGAACGAACCGCCAUCCAGAAGGCCAUCUCAGAAGGGUACAAAGAGUUCAGGGCAAUCGCUAUCUCCAGUAACUUGCAAGAUGAUUUUAUCUCCCCAUGUGGGGCCUGCCGGCAGGUCAUGAGAGAGUUUGGCACUGACUGGGCUGUCUACAUGACCAAGCCGGAUGGCACAUACGUUGUCAGGACAGUCCAGGAGCUGCUGCCUGCCUCCUUUGGGCCCGAGGACCUGCAGAAGAUCCAGUGAGGGAUGGGGAACACCCACCGCCUGGGAGACCCUGGGUCCCCACACGUGCUUAAGGGGACAGCCACCCAGAGAACUUCAUGAAGAUGGACUCACAGACCUGGGGACGCCUGCCUAGUGGUCCCCAACCCCACAGGCGCUGGGCAGAGAUGACUCUUCCAAAUUACACUCAAGCACUGGGGUUUCUACUGAAGUGAUACAGGGUUUCACUCCAGCCUGGGCCACAGCCCCUCCUUGCAACCCUCCUUGUCCUCCCUAGGACUCAGAGCACCCCGACCCUCUCUUCCUUCCUGUGGGCCCUCUUUCAAAUUCCAGCCAAGUCUGUGCUAUCCUGCUUGGUUCUAUCCUAUCUAAGGUUCUAUCCUGCUCUGAGUGACUUUUCUAAUUCUAACAUUACAGAACAUACUGAUUAGGGAGAGCACGUUUUGCUCUGUCUCAAUCCUUGCUGUAGCUCUUAGGAGGGGCAGGGUGAUUUGUCUUUAUAGAAAGACCUGGAUUCUUUCUUCCAGGAGAGGAAACGGGCACCUUGGACCUGUGUAGCUGGUGUGGAGAGCUGAGUUUUUAGGCUUCUUGCCCCUGCCUUCUCCAGAUGGGAGGCCACUGGGCUGGAUCUUACUGCCAACGGCCAUUUCUAGAGUCGUUCUGGGCUCGGUUAGACCGGGGCACUGGGUGCUGUCACCCCCAACUAUAAAGGGGGAGGCGUGAGUUUGUCUAGACAGCAUAGCAAAUGUCUCUAUGAGAACCUACUCUGUGUCAAGUACUUUUGCGUGGAUUAUUUUGUAUUUAAAGUACUUGACAACUUGGCGAAGUAGCUAUCUCCCCCUUCUUACAGAUGAGGGCCCUGGUUGAGUAACUUGCUUUAGGACUGCAGCAAAAUUCAAACCAGAAUCCAGGUCCUGUAACUCCCACUGUGGUCUAGAAACAGUGCCUGCUCUUUGCCACGCGCUGUGAUGUGGCAGAUCUGGAAUUUGAACCAGGUCUGUCUGACUCUGAGUGUUUUUUCCAUUCUCCCACAGCUGAUGUCUGGCUGCCUUUAUUUACUGAGUCUCUUUUAUAUGCCAAAUACUGCAGAGAGAAAGAUGUAUAAGAAACAGUCUCUGCCCUUGAGAAACUUGCAGCCUGACGGGGAGAGAGAAGUGCAAACAGGACUAAUGCACAGAAAUACACACUGUGGUCCAGGCGGGUACCAAGUGCAGGGUGGGCAUGGUUACGGGGGGCAUGCUGCCUUUUGGGGAGUGAGGAGGCUCAGGAAGGGGACUGUCUGUUGGUACAAUUAGGGAGGUGAGGACUAAAUAAGGGAAGGAGCUAGGCUGGCCCUGUAAAGGGGGCUGACAGCUCUGGGGGUCCUCCCUGGAGGAGUUGGCCUUGGGGUGAGCUUUGGUGGCUGGGGUACAAAUAGGGUGUAGAUUUCCUCUUUCCCAGGCAAGCAAGUUGCUGAGGGCACAGGAAGUGGACAGGUAAUUCACCCCUUCCCUGGGAGUCCUUUCUACUGAGAUCAGAGCAUCUGCAGGGGUUACUGUCCGGUAAGACUGGCUUUUCCAUUACACACCCAGACCUACCUGCUGCCAACCUGGGAGCAGUAACCAGGAAAUACGGGAAAGUAUUUCCAACAUUGCUGCAUGAUGCAAAACUCCACCCUGCCUUUCUUUAGAAACGGCUGCUGUGGCCUCCAGCACACUCUUCUGAAUGUUCUCAGUAAAGAGGAGUGGAGAAAGAAAGAGAAGAAAGGAAGGUGAAAGAAAAUCGGCCAAGAUGUUAACAUCAGUUAAACUUCUGCUUGAUGGGGAUCUAGAUUAGUGGGGUUUUUCCUUUGUACAUGUCUGUAUUUUUUAAAUUUCCAAAACAUUUUUUUUCUAUUUAACAAGAAAAAAAUGGUAUAGCACAAUGGUUAAAAGUUUGAACUUCAGAGUUGAACAGCCUCCAAACUGUGUGGCUUUGGGCAAGCGAUUUCAUUGCUCUGAGUCUCAAUUUCCUCAUCUGUAAAUCAGGGAUGACAGUUCCCAGCGUACAGCAUUGUCGUGUGGAUCAAAGGAAAUAAUGCCCUAUUGAGAGCCCAGUGCUGGGUCCUCAGCAAACUCUUGAUACAUGCCACCUGUUCCUUUUAUUAAGGGUGACAAAUUUGGGUCCUUUGAUGAUGGAUUUGAUUUUUGCAAACAGGCUUUUACAUUCAUUUAACAAUUGUUUAUUGACUGCCUACUGUGUUGCAGGGCUGGGACCUGACCCUGGGGAUACAAUAGUAAAUAAGACAGAUAAAAUCCCUGCCCUCACAGGGUUCUGUCUACCUGUGGCAAAUGACAUCUAAAUGAUUCUAGUACUUCAUGACAAGGGUCACCCAAGGGGAAGAAAGUGCUCCAGGGGCAGGUCGCAGGAGGAGUGGAGCUUGCCUGAGAAUGGGCAGAGCAGCCCUGAGGAGGGGAUAUUUCAGCCAGGGCACAAGAAGGGUCAGCCCUUUAGGGAAUGGGGUUUGGGGAGGGUCAAAGAAUGAGGACUGUCUGGAGGACGAAGCCCAGUGUUCUUAUACUUCAUGGAAACAGACUGGGGAAGGCAAUUUGCAAAGAAGGAUUCCAGAAAUUAUUUGAACAAUGUCCCCUUGGAAGAAUGAUACUCAUUUGGCUGCAGAGAAGCUGGGAUGUUUGUUUAAAAUAAAAGCACUUUCAUUUUGCAGUCCUGCUGUUCUGAGGGCUGUGAUUUCAGAGCAGCACGUGCUCUAUUGUUCAGGGCUGUCUGUGUUUUUUAGGACUCUAAAGCUGAGUCCCAGAUUCCCAUGGACAUAUUCCAAUAGAAGCAUGUAUAUUUCUGUGCCUCUUGCCAGCUGCUGCUAAUUGCUUAUGUAAACUACAAGAUUCUUUAGGAUUUCCUUUUGGGAGGGAGAAGGGCGCAACUAUGAUUGACGGAUGCCAGGGGUACUUUGGGUGCCUGUGUCAGAAAUGAAGCCAGAAAAUGCUGUUCAAGAAUAAAUAAUGGAAUGACCUAAUAAGUCUCACACACACAGUAUUUUUUAUACAAUUAUAUGAGCACAGAAACAGGCGUGGAAGGAACACCUAGUCUGUAAAUAGUUUUUGAGGGGGUAUGGGAAGGGGAAGUUAAGGGAGGGGAAAUUAAAAACCUGUUUCCUGUUCUAUGACUGAACAGGAAAAAAAAAAUGGCAUAAUGAUUGUGUUAGUUACCUAUUGCUGUAUAACAAAUUAUGCCAAAAUUUAGCAGCUUGAGACAACAAAAAUUUAUUAUCACACAGUUCCUGCAGGUCAGGACUCUGGGCUAAUCUAGGUCAUCUCAAGGUUUCAUACAAGGCUGUAGUUAAGGUGUCAGCUGGGGCUGCAGGCUCAUCCAAAGGCUCAACUGGGGAAGGAUCCACUUCAGAGCUCACAGAUGUGGUUGUUGGCAGGAUUCCUAGGGGCUGUUGCUGUUACCAUUUAGUUCCUUGUCACGUGGACCUCUCUACAGGGCAGUUUACAACACAGCAGCUGGCUUCCCUCAGAAGAAGCAAGCAAGAGAGCAAAAGAGGGAGCAAGAUAGAUGCCAGAGUCUUUUGGUAACCUAACCAUGAAGGUGACAUCCCAUCACUUUUGCCAAAUUCUAUUCCUUAGAAGAAGUAACUAAAGUCCAGCCCACAGUCAAGGGGAGGGGAUUCCACAAAGCCAUGGAUAUGGGGUGCGGGGGGGGGGUGUCACUCUAAAGAUGUAAAAAUUGAAAAUGCACAUAGACAGGAAAAAAGAAAACAGAAAAAUGGGUAAGGGCGGCAGGAGGACCAGAAGAAGCAGGCCUGGUUGGCCCUGUUAAGGAGUUGACCUUAUUCCAAAGAGCAGCUAUCAGUUUCAGACAGGGUGGGGUGGGGUGACAUGGUCAGCUUUGUGCCUUAAAUAGCUCAGUCUGCCAAAUCAGGAGAUAGUAGAGAACUGAAGGAAAUCAUAGAAGAAAUAGCCAAAGGAGUAAAAUAGCAUGCCUCUGGGUUUAGAGGGAGUUGGAACAGGAGACCAUUUGCUUUUCAUGAUGAGCCCAUCUCUAUAUACUGUUAGUGUUUUUUUAAAUCAAGGAUGCAUAUUACUUUUAUUUAAAAGACUUUUUAAUUUUU